UCAUUGAGCCCAUAAAUCGAGAGCAUGAGACUGAGGAGUGAGGAAUCAAACUCAGUUUCAAACUCCCUUAAUAGAGAGAGAAGAAGACGACCGUGUGUGUGACGGGAGCCACCGGUUUCAUAGCUUCAUGGCUUGUCAAGUUCUCGCUCCAACGUGGGUACACUGUCAAAGCCUCUUUUCGUGACCUCAAUGAACCAAAGAAGACAGAACACUUACUUGCACUUGAUGGGGCUAAGGAUAGACUUCACUUGUUUAAAGCAAACCUACUAGAAGAAGGUUCCUUUGAUGCAGUGGUUGAUGGGUGUGAAGGUGUUUAUCAUACAGCAUCUCCAUUUUACUAUGCGGCCAUGGAUCCACAGGUAGAAUUAAUUGAUCCUGCCCUAAAUGGAACCCUAAAUGUUCUGGGGUCUUGUGCCAGAGCCCCUUCUGUUAAAAGAGUGAUUUUGACGUCUUCUAUAGCUGCAGUUUUAUACAAUGGAAAGCCUCGGACUCCUGAUGUGAUCACUGAUGAGACUUGGUGGUCUGAUCUGGAGGUUGGCAAGGAAAUGAAGCUUUGGUAUGCGCUUUCGAAGACUUUGGCUGAGGAUGCUGCCUGGAAAUUUGCAACAGAGAAAGGUAUUCACAUGGUUGCAGUAAACCCAGCAAUGGCCAUUGGUCCUCUGUUACAGCCAACACUUAAUACGAGUCCUGCUGCAAUUUUGAACUUAAUAAAUGGAGCACAAACAUAUCCAAAUGCUAGCUUUGGGUGGGUUAAUGUCAAAGAUGUUGCUAUGCACAUAUUCAGGCAUUUGAAGUUCCUUCGGCAAGUGGAAGAUACUGUUUGGUCGAGAAAGUUGCACAUUAUUCAGAAAUUGUGAAGAUAUUACACGAGUUGUAUCCUUCUUUUCAACUUCCAGAAAAGUGUGCAGAUGACAAGCCUUUCGUGCCAACAUACCAAGUCUCCAAAGAAAGAGCAAAAAGCUUGGGUAUUAACUUCACCUCCCUUGAGGAUAGCAUCAAGGAAACUGUGAAAAACUUGAAGGAGAAGAAUUUUAUUUGAAUCUCAGCAGCCAUGGGAAAGGUUUUUCCAAUAAAUUGACAAAUAAUGAGGGCAAACUGUAUGGCUUGGCCCAACUUAGUUUUUAGUAGUAUGAGCUUUUAGGAACUUAUUCUUGCUUUAUGCCAUGAACACUUUCAGGUGCAUUUGGCAUUUAUGGUGUUGUGUAAUGUAUGAACUACUAAAUAAAAGAGUGGCAAGAAAUG
Ilex paraguariensis (yerba mate) is the source of this 1242-nucleotide messenger RNA. The record is from the annotation of a GenBank genome assembly. Lineage: Eukaryota; Viridiplantae; Streptophyta; Magnoliopsida; Aquifoliales; Aquifoliaceae.